CAGGCGAAAGUGAGUCUAUCGGUUUCUGCAAUGAACAAAAUCAACAAAACACAAAAACAAGCAUAAAACAUAAACUAGUAUUAAUUAUCAUUUAAAUACCAAUGCAGGCUUUGCAUUAAUAACUUAAGUCAACGAACAACAAACAUUCCAAAGGAGGGGAGAUUAGAACUUAGAAGACAAAGGAACGCCCACGCACUCUGGAAAAGAUUAAUCAUGGACAUCUCAAAGGCACCUAAUCCACGAAAAUUGGAUCUUUGUCGCAAAUAUUUCUUUGCUGGUUUUGCCUUCCUGCCUUUUGUGUGGGCAAUUAACGUGUGCUGGUUUUUCCAGGAGGCCUUCUAUAAGCCUCCGUAUCCCGAACAGAAUCAGAUUAAGAGAUUUGUUAUAUUCUCUGCGGUGGGAACUUUAUUCUGGCUUAUAGUACUCACUUCCUGGAUAGUGAUAUUCCAAACAAAUCGCACAUCUUGGGGCGCCACUGCCGACUAUAUGAGCUUUAUCAUCCCGCUAGGGAGUGCAUAACGAAAAAACCUAGAAAUAACCAACUUAUGAUAUUAAAAAAAGACUUAUUUCCAAUCAUCAAACCGUUUAUUAUUAAUUCCCCACAUAUAUUCCAAUUAAACCCAUUCAAUCCAAAACAACUGCUUGAUUUAAUUACAUAUUUUUUAUUCACAUCUAAA
This is a messenger RNA of Drosophila takahashii, 677 nucleotides long. It is a transcript of the gene pen-2, whose product is annotated as presenilin enhancer. Gene Ontology annotation, biological process: Notch receptor processing. Gene Ontology annotation, cellular component: gamma-secretase complex. Lineage: Eukaryota; Metazoa; Arthropoda; Insecta; Diptera; Drosophilidae. The record is from RefSeq and is a predicted model, not a curated record.